CACACGUACUUUAUAUAUAUAUAUAUGUAUGUAUAUAUAUGUAUAUAUAUAUAUAUAUAUAUAUAUAUAUAUAUUAUAUCGCAGAACGAGGAGAAAAAGAAGUGGAUAAUGACGAUGAAAGAAAAAACACCACUCUCACGGAACACAGCUCACUACACCAUUUCGAUCCGAGUUGGGCCCUUGGCCGCGCGCGCUCCUCCGAUCGGUUCACCAGCAACGACAAGCCAAAUACGACGACGACGACGGCCACGGCAACCCAGACGACGACGACGACGACGACGACGACGACGACGACGACGACGACGACGACGACGACAACGACAACGACGACGACGACGACGACGACGACGACGACGACGCGACGAUGACGGCGACGACGACGACGACGACGACGACGACAGAAACGAGGUCCGUCGUUACUUGCACAUAUCGUUCGCGAAAUACCUCGGUAACAUCUUGUUAAUCGAGACGGACAACGUUACGAGGAGCGCUUUCUUCACUGCCUACGCUUCCACUUUACCGUUCUCUCUUUUUCUUUUUACUCUUUCUUUCUCUCUAUCUUUCUUUCUUUCUCUCUAUCUCUCUUUCUUUCUAUCUUCCUCUCUCUCCCGCCCUCUCUCGCUUGCUCGCUCGCUCGCUCGCUCUCGCUCCCUCUCACCGCUCUCCUUACACCGCACGCGCCCACCGUCCCAGUGUCAGAGCCAAACACAUAAAAUGGCGAUCCCGAGACGAUGCAGCUUUCUGGGGAAGCCUCGAGCAUCGACUAGUCGGCUAUAUAGCGACAGUUCGCCUCUCCGGAACUGUCUGAACUGCGGUCGAUUUUUCAUUCGAAGGCGCCAAUUGACUGACGCGCUCUCUAUCGGCGAAGAACGAAUUAGUUGUAUAUAUUCUCAGAAGGGAUUAUUUCGAUGGAACUGCUACCUAGCGGUACGGAUAAAUUACGCCUCGAAAAUAACGGAGCAAUCCGCACAAUUUUACAUUAUGAGUAUUCGUGAAAAUUAUUUUAUAUUUACUUGACAAAUAAUAAAACAUAUCUAACUUGUUGUAUACUUGUAAAUUUCCUCGAAAGAAAUAUGUCUGCAAUUAUAGACGAUAAAGUAGUUGCAGGAGCAAAAAGUUUAAAUACUGUUAAAGAGGAUCCCAUUGUAGCAUUGACAGAAAAAGUAAAGUCUCUUUAUUUCUUUCGGGAUCAUUAUUUUGAAAAUCAUCUAAUUAAAGAAGCUAUUAGAAAAAACAGUGAUGUGGAGAAAGAAAUGAAAGAAACUAUUAGUAAAUUCGAUGAAUGUAAAGGUUAUGAAAUAGAUGGUAGCCGGGCAAAGUAUUAUUAUUUGAAAGGGAAGGCUUUAAAUGUUGUAGAUCGUUAUAUCCCUCAAGCUGAAGAACUUUUGAGUAAGGCUGUAAAAUUAGAACCAAAUUUAACCGAAGCCUGGAAUGAAUUAGGAGAAUGUUAUUGGAAAAAUGAUGACAUUCAACAGGCUAAAAAUUGUUUUGUCGGUGCUUUAUCUCAUGGUAAAAAUAAAGUAUCUUUACGUAAUCUAUCUAUGGUACUAAGACAAGAACCAACUUCAACCACAGAACAACGUGCACAAAAUAUUCAACAAGGCGUUGAAUAUGCUAAAGACUCUGUCAGUUUAGAUACAACCGAUGGUACCUCUUGGGCAAUAUUAGGAAAUGCUUAUUUGUCAUCUUUUUUUACAAUAGCACAAAGUCCAAAUAUUUUACGUCUUUGUAUGUCAGCAUAUGCACAAGCAGAAAAAGAUAUUGUAGCAAGAAGUAAUCCAGACUUAUUUUAUAACAAAGCUAUUGCAUUAAAAUAUCAAGAGGAAUAUGAUCAAGCAUUAAAUUCGUUUGAAAGAGCAAUGUCAUUGGAUCCUACAUGGGAAACCCCAUGCAAUAAAAGAGAUGAACUGUUACAAUAUUUAAAAGAUGUGCAAAAUUUAGUAAAUACAAAUGGGCGUGUUAAACCUAAAAGGCUUUAUCAAAUGAUUAGGGCAUUGGAUGCUAAACACUUAGGGCCAUAUAAAGGUGGAUCAUUUACAUUUGGUGAAAAAUCUAUAAAGUUAGAUUUAACUUCAUUGAAAAGCAUAGUGCUUGGAGUGAAUAGAGAGAAAGUUGUACUUGGAAAAGUAGUAUCCUGGAUUCAAGAUUCCGAUUGUGUCCCUUUUGCAUUUUGUCUUGUUGACCAUGAGAAAACGUGUAUUGCCGUUACGCUAUAUAAUUUAGCUAAGGGCCGAGGAGUUACGGUAGGUGAUUCGGUCGCUAUUCCAGAGCCUUUUGUGAUACAUCACAAGUUUUCUUACAUGAACAAUGAUUUUGAUUUCAAAUCUAUACGCGUUGAAACACCUAUCAUAUUAGUUGUUAAUGGAAAAAAAUUGGGUAUUGAACAACAAGCUGGAGUUAAGCUACAUACCUUUAAAAAGACCGACUGAGAUAAAUUUUUAAAGCAAAUAUCGAAAUAGUUUCAUGGAUGUUAAUUACCGCAUUAUCAUAUAAUUUUAUUUAACUGUAUAAAAAAAAUAAGAUGGUAUUAGAAAAAGCUUGCAAAAAAGAUCUUUGCGAGUAAUCAUUUUCAAUAUUGCGGUAAAUAAGAUUCUAAUUAGUUUAUAACGAGUUUUAUACAAUUUGAUUAUUUUCGUGCUGUUGCACGUUGAAACUUUACUUACUAUAGACUUUUGAUGGAUUACUUUAGCACAAACAUCCAUUUCAUUUAAAAUAGAGAGUUACUCAUAUGGUAUUUGUAUUAUAGGAUGUAUUUUCAGUCUAUUAUUUACGUUGAUUGUUGAAGACUCUUGAAAACAUGUUUGAUAUGUUUAUGUUACACUAAGUUAUUGUAUUAUCAUGUUGUAUCGUAUUAAGAAUGUUCACUGAUUACAUGGUAAAAAACACAGUGAGCUCCGAGUUCUAUAAUCAAUGGCGUUGAAUAUAUGUGUGAUAUAAGAAGCACGUCACUUUGCAAUAUUUGAAAGUAUUUUUUUUCUUUCUUGUUAUAGAUGUCAAUUAAUAGUGAUACUCUUUAUAGAAAAUAUAUACGUAUAGAUACUUUCAUUGUCCGUAACCGGAGAAAAAAUUUUAAAGCACAAUAUUCUAAAGACAAUCUGAAUAUCGAGUCGAUACAAUUAUACAGUUUGCAUAAGUUUAACUUGACCCAUCUAUGUAUGAUAAACGUACAACAAAUAAUUCUACCGAUAAACAAUAUAUACAAGUCUUUUAUCGAAAUACUUUUUAAAGAGCACAAUAUACGAAGUGAUACGCGUUAAUAGCGUUUUUUUAUCAUUUAAAAUACUAUAAUAUAAUACGAUCAAAUUUCGAUAAAAACAUAUUCAAUCCGGCAAUGAUCGUGUAUAAUAAUAGAAAACUGCGUAAAAUCAUAAAGUUCGCAUUGUUUUCUAAUAUCUAACCCCCAGUAGGUUCAUCGUGCCAAUAGAAUAAGUUUUUCUCUUGUAUAUAUAUAUAUUUAUAUAUAUACGUAUAUAAAGAAAAAAAACAAAAAUAACGACGAUAACAAUUAUCAUCAUUACCGUCCAACAUGUGUAAUCGUAAAACGAAUUACGUCAGAUAAUUUAAUCCUAAUAUCAAAUGAAUUAAGGUAAAUAAUCAAACGGAAAACGCCGCUGUUUUAUUUAACAGAAAAUAUCCUGUUAUAAUGUGCAACGCGUUAUGUCUAUAAAUCUUUAAAUUUAGAAGCAAUCCAUCGAGUGCGAUUGAUUCAUUACUAAUUGAACUCACUUUCGUUCCUUCUUAUUCAAGAAAAUCACGAUGAAAAUAUUAAUUCGAUGGAUCGAUUUUCUAUAUAACGCGUUCCAAUCAGUGCGUUUUCCGAUCAGAGAUCUUAUUGAAUAACGCUUGUGAUAUAUGAAAAACUUUUUGUAUAAAAAUGUUUUCUAUUAACGAUUAUAAUAAUAAAUACUUAUUUAUAACAAUAA
Molecule: messenger RNA, 3923 nt
Organism: Vespa crabro (European hornet)
Lineage: Eukaryota; Metazoa; Arthropoda; Insecta; Hymenoptera; Vespidae
Product: tetratricopeptide repeat protein 5-like
Exons: 10
Coding region: 1074-2429 (451 amino acids)
Biological process (GO): cell division
Molecular function (GO): protein binding
Source: RefSeq, a predicted model, not a curated record